AUGAAGCAAAAAAAACAUAAAGCAUAUAGAGAGAGUUAAGAAGGUAAGGUGAGUGAUUUGAUAAAGAAACUUGAGAGUAAUUUGAAAGUGAAUGAAAAGAUAAACAGUAUGAUUCUGAAAUUAGAUAAACUAAAGCAGUAACUCACUACUCAACCAUAGCCUUAACAAAAUCUAAAGGAAACAAUUGCAUAAUACGAGAUUGCUAUAUGUAAUUACGAAGAAGAGAGAAGAAUAUAAAAUCUUACAUAAGAAGAAAGACAGAGGAUAUUAGAUAACAUUAGAGUUGUGAUUAAUUCGAUUGAACCUUUACCUGCCCACAAUCAGAAUGAAAAGCAAAUUCAUAAAGAUUUAAAGAAUCUAAAUAGAAUAGAAGAACAUUUUUUGAUAUUAAGAACAAAGUCAACUGAUGAAUCAUUCAUAGUUGAAUCCUCAAAGAUCAUAUGUUAAGUUGUUGAAAAGAAAAAUAAAAUAAUUAUGAUGAUCGAUAAGACAGAAGAGGACAACUAAGGAGUGACUAAUAAAUUGCAAUAAUUGAAGAUUCAGCAUGAUGAUUCAUAAGCUGAGACACCCACAAUGCUACCUGAUGAAAUGCAGAAUUUUGGUUUAAUAAAAGAUGAAUAGUCUUAAAGAAAGUCAAAAUAAUCAUUAUAAUUUAUUGGAGAAAUAUAACAGUAAUCGGAGAAGAAUUUGAAUUAGUUUGAAACUCCCACAGCUGGUGGAGAUUCUGAGUUAAGUGAUGUUAAGUUAACUGAUAAUAGCAUUGAGGGUAAAUAAACUGCCGAAUAAUCAACAAAUGAAAAUUAAUUUAAAUAAGAAUAUAUCUGCGAAGGAGAAAAAUGUUAAAUAUGCUUCGCAAAGAAAAGAAGAUAUGUGGCUAUUCCUUGUGGACAUUAUAUUUAUUGCGAGGUCUGUAAAUUAUUGGUUGAAUAAAAAAUGAAAUGCUUACUUUGCCGACAAACUGUGUGUCAAAUGUUUGAAGUUUAUGCAUGA
Paramecium tetraurelia is the source of this 990-nucleotide messenger RNA. RefSeq lists its product as uncharacterized. Lineage: Eukaryota; Ciliophora; Oligohymenophorea; Peniculida; Parameciidae. Gene Ontology annotation, biological process: ubiquitin-dependent protein catabolic process; protein ubiquitination. The record is from RefSeq and is a predicted model, not a curated record. Gene Ontology annotation, molecular function: ubiquitin protein ligase activity. The transcript is spliced from 2 exons.